AUGUCUUCCAACGACCAGGAGUCCGCGCCCAAAGACCACGAGUCGGGGGCUGUCACUUCUCCGCAGAUUUCCCAACCGCAACAAACCCAACUCCCCGAAGCGUCUGUCCUAGUCGAAAAGCCCGUCGCUCAACCCGACUCUACUAUCCCGUCAGACCAUGCCCAGCCAAGCCAUGUACCCUCCGUAAGCCACCCCGCAGGUGGCGAAAGCGCUACCCCCGUGGAGGCGACCACCUUGUCAGCGAACGAUUCCGCGAUCGCGCAGCCCCAGAGUACAGAGCAGGCUUCCACGGAGUCUGAAGAGUUGAAGUCGGGCGCGGAUCUCUCGUCGGAACAGGAAGAUGCUGAGGGAAAAGAGGUUGAUGCUGGGCCUACCUUGCAUAUUACCCUGCUUUUGACAACGGGGUCGCGACACCCGUUUACCAUCGAUAGGCAUUAUUUGCAGAAGCGAUCCGUCAGCGUCGAGAAUCAGGAUCCCUUCACUAUGAGCGUGUAUACGCUAAAGGAAUUGAUCUGGCGAGAGUGGCGAUCUGACUGGGAAACUCGCCCUUCGUCUCCGAGCUCUAUUCGUCUCAUCUCCUUUGGUAAAUUGCUGGAUGACAAGUCGCCGCUCUCUGUCAUACUUACGCUACUCGCAGAAUCAAAAUUCAACCACGAUGCUCCCAAUGUCGUACAUAUGACUGUCAAGCCGCAAGAGGUUGUCGAUGAAGAGGAUGCCAAGGGUGCCAAGGCGCAGUACAGCCGAGGAGAUCGCGACAGCAACGAUCGUAGCCCUGGUUGUCGCUGCGUGAUCCUAUAG
Molecule: messenger RNA, 798 nt
Organism: Penicillium verhagenii
Lineage: Eukaryota; Fungi; Ascomycota; Eurotiomycetes; Eurotiales; Aspergillaceae
Exons: 3
Coding region: 1-798 (265 amino acids)
Source: RefSeq, a predicted model, not a curated record